ACAUUAGAUAGAAAAUUAUAUAUACACAAUAUAUAGCAGUGGUAUUUUAAAUCAACUGACAUAUUUUGUAGUAAAUUUAAAAAAAGUUUUAUUCUAAAAACUUGAAAAAAUUGUUAAAUUUGAUGAAUUCAUUAAUUUUUUAAUAUAUAAUAAUAAAAAGUUAAUUAAACGUAAUGGAUACAAAGCAACCAUAUUAUGGACAAAACCCACAAUAUAAUAGUGGUUACCCACCGCAACCACAGCCCUCAUACAAUCCAAACUACCCACCACAGCAUGCCCCACCACAGACUGGAUGGUUCGAGCGAAACCAAAAAAAUAAGCCACAAUCAAAUUCUGUAGGAGCAGCCGCACUUGUAUUUAUGUCAGGAGGAAUGCAGAUGGCGAAUAGUUACUACGACAGCGACGAUCACUUCCGUGUCUCAUGGUUUAUAGGUGCGAUUAUUGGAACGGUAUUUGGCGCCAUCAUCUGUAACUAUAUUAACAAGAAAAUAUUAUAUCUCUUCUCUUCGGUUCUGGUCAUAAUUGGUGGUAUACUGUUCGUAUCACUUCCACAUGAACUUAGUGGACUAAUAUCUGCACGCUAUAUUGAUGGCAUAGCAAGUGGAUUACUUUUUGCACCUUUACUGGUAUUAGCUGGAGAGGAAUCAGUAAAGAGUAUGCGUGGCAUGUUGGCUUCAUCAGUGGAAGCAAUGUCUUUCGCAUUGGGCAUUUAUUUAUACCUUAUAUUUCUUUCGUCAUGGUCAUCAUACACAAAUUCAGCAUUUAGUUUAACAGAAAUGUUAGGAGUACUGAGCAUUGUAUAUGGCCUUCUUGCAUUAACAAUAGCUUUCUUUUUAUAUGUAGAAUCACCUGUAUUUUACUUAGUUCGUAACGAAGAAAAUCAAGCAAUUGAUUCUUUACGCCGUCUCCAACGCCCGUUCGUGGUAACAUAUGAAACUUAUCAACAACUGGAAGAACAUAAAGCAUAUGUAGCACAUAACAAGGAAAUGUCACUUGGAGUUAGUAUAGUUUCUGGUUUACCAGCUCUAUUGAAGCUGUGCAUGUAUCGUGUGUUGAUUGCUUUGAGUUACUCAUAUUUGACGAAUGUUGCUUUCAGCAUUGCUUCAAUUGUAAGUUAUACCGGUGAAGUAUGGACUUAUAUAAUCAUGGGCACUCUACGUUGGAUGGGAGUAUUAGUUAGCGUAUUUAUGAUAGAUUCUGUUGGACGUAAGAAACCCAUGUUGUUCGGGGCUCUAAUAUGUGGAGGAAUGGCAAUUGGAAUAGGUGUUUUAUCAGAUGAUUACUUCAUUAAUUGGAUUAAUAAGGAUAGAAUUUUAACAAUUAUAUACUUAUUUUUCGUAUUCCAGUUCUUCGUUGGAGUCUUCAUUGGUCCUUCUUCGGCAUAUUUAAGUGAAGCAUUUCCAUUAGCUGUUAAACCGUUUUUCAUAGGUAUUGCUUUCAUUGUUGAAAUGUUGGUGCAAAUUAUUUGUGUACUUGCUUCUAAUUACUCUGAUAUUCCCGGUUUUUUCUAUGCCACUGCAUCAAUGUUCUUUGUUUUCUUUUUCGUUGGAUUGUUGACAUUGCCAGAAACUAAACGAGAUACCUUACGUGAUGCCCAAAUAAAAUUUCGUAAAUUGUUUCCUAUUAGAUCAAGUUAAAAUUGUUAUUGACCUUUAUUAAAGGUGUCACCAUCUGUGUACUUGAUUCGUACAUCAUAAGAUGAAAUAUAUAUAUCCUUUAAAUAAAUAAAAGUGGUUCUAACUUUCAA
Molecule: messenger RNA, 1747 nt
Organism: Teleopsis dalmanni
Lineage: Eukaryota; Metazoa; Arthropoda; Insecta; Diptera; Diopsidae
Product: hexose transporter HXT13-like
Exons: 4
Coding region: 174-1637 (487 amino acids)
Biological process (GO): transmembrane transport
Cellular component (GO): membrane
Molecular function (GO): transmembrane transporter activity
Source: RefSeq, a predicted model, not a curated record